Messenger RNA from Lodderomyces parapsilosis, 408 nucleotides. RefSeq names its product ubiquitin-like protein (gene AUT7). Lineage: Eukaryota; Fungi; Ascomycota; Pichiomycetes; Serinales; Debaryomycetaceae. The transcript is spliced from 2 exons. Gene Ontology annotation, biological process: macroautophagy; cellular response to nitrogen starvation. Gene Ontology annotation, molecular function: phosphatidylethanolamine binding. The record is from RefSeq and is a predicted model, not a curated record. Gene Ontology annotation, cellular component: cytosol; fungal-type vacuole membrane; autophagosome. The coding region runs from base 1 to 408 and encodes 135 amino acids.
AUGAGGUCACAAUUUAAAGACGAGCAUCCCUUCGAAAAGAGACAGGCUGAAGCAGCAAGAAUUGCUCAGAGGUUCAAAGAUAGGGUUCCUGUCAUUUGUGAAAAGGUUGAAAACUCCGAUAUUCCCGAGAUUGAUAAACGUAAAUAUUUGGUUCCUGUUGAUUUAACGGUUGGUCAAUUUGUUUACGUUAUCAGAAAAAGAAUCAAAUUACCCAGUGAAAAGGCUAUAUUUAUAUUUGUCAAUGAUAUUUUACCCCCCACUGCAGCUUUAAUCAGUACAAUUUACGAAGAGCACAAGGACGAAGAUGGUUUCUUGUAUGUCUUGUAUUCGGGCGAAAACACUUUUGGAGAGAAGGUGCCUAUCGAUUUAACUGACUUGGAUUUCAACAAUCUUCUGGAAGAUCUUUAA